AGAAUUUUACCGUUUGCAACACCGUCGUCACAGAAAUCUUUCUAUUUCUUUUCGGCUAACCUGUCAUUACUGAACGUUGAGGCGGGUUUUUAAUCCUAGCCAUGGUGCGUAUGAAUGUAUUGAGUGAUGCCUUGAAAUCAAUUCACAAUGCCGAGAGGAGAGGCAAACGGCAAGUGCUCAUUCGGCCCUGCUCCAAAGUUAUUGUGAAGUUCCUCACUGUGAUGAUGAAGCACGGGUAUAUCGGUGAAUUUGAAAUUGUCGAUGAUCACAGGGCUGGAAAAAUAGUAGUCAACCUCACCGGCAGACUAAACAAAUGUGGAGUAAUAUCUCCUCGUUUUGAUGUACCUAUCAACGAUAUAGAAAGGUGGACUAACCUCCUUCCAUCCCGGCAGUUCGGAUACCUCGUUCUUACCACUAGUGGUGGCAUAAUGGACCAUGAAGAAGCCAGAAGGAAACAUCUUGGAGGAAAGAUCCUAGGCUUCUUUUUCUAAGGUUAAUGCAAUAAAUUUGAAAAAAUAA
Papilio machaon (common yellow swallowtail) is the source of this 519-nucleotide messenger RNA. RefSeq names its product 40S ribosomal protein S15Aa (gene RpS15A). Gene Ontology annotation, biological process: translation. Gene Ontology annotation, cellular component: ribosome; cytosolic small ribosomal subunit. The transcript is spliced from 3 exons. Gene Ontology annotation, molecular function: structural constituent of ribosome. Bases 102 to 491 code for a protein of 129 amino acids. The record is from RefSeq and is a predicted model, not a curated record. NCBI's taxonomy places the organism in Eukaryota, Metazoa, Arthropoda, Insecta, Lepidoptera, Papilionidae.